Toxorhynchites rutilus septentrionalis is the source of this 4250-nucleotide messenger RNA. RefSeq names its product methyltransferase-like protein 25B. The transcript has 4 exons. Bases 177 to 1586 code for a protein of 469 amino acids. Lineage: Eukaryota; Metazoa; Arthropoda; Insecta; Diptera; Culicidae. The record is from RefSeq and is a predicted model, not a curated record.
AAACAUUAAAAACAAAUUUUGUUCGAUUAAUAAUCGAUUUCUGUAGGAAAUAUUGCAUUAAUCGAUUAAUCGAACGAUUACCGGGGAUCACUAUAUGUUAGCAGCAAAGCUCUAAAAAGUUGCAUCUCUCGCAUUUACGCUCAUUCAUAAUACGAUAUGUUUACAUAUUUGUACGCAUGUUUAUUUACAAUCAUUUUUUUAACACAAUGCACAAUGCCUCUAUCGUCGCGGAUUUACGAUACAAAAUUGAAAAAUCAUUCCAGUUAUUAACCAACUACAAUUGGUUGAUAAACUCGUACGUUUUAGACUUUUACGUGGACAAUCACUGGAAACGUCUUCCACCAUGCUGGCAAUCGUUCUUCGACCAGUUGGAAAUACAGAAUCUCAAGGAUUUACUAACGACCGACUCGCAACCAUCCGAGGCAAACAUUUGGCCUCUUUCGAUUCUGGCGAUUCGAGCAUUUUUAAGAAGUUUUUGUCUGCCCAGGCAACUUUCAUUGAAUACACGUAAGUCAACGUCGGAACCUCCGACAUCAUUGAAGCAAGCUCUUCAGAAACUGUUCGAUAAAUCUGUGAAGCUCAAGAAACGGCACGAGAUUGAAAAAUUCAGCGAAGAGUGCUGGCGAACCGGAAGGAAUACCGAUGUUGAGUAUCUCGUUGAUAUUGGCUCUGGUCAGGGAAAUUUGGCACGCGCUUUGGCCUUUCAAUAUGGAUUCAAGGUGUGCUGUAUAGAACAGGACGAAAAGCUGGUGGAGACAGCGAGGUCCAAGGAUGAGGUACUGUCUUCCCAGCUGAAGAAACAAUUCAAAAUCGAAGACGUCUCACGACCGAUUCAUCUGAGCAAGAAAGUUAAUUUGGGAGAAAUUGACACUGUCCAGUUCGUUGAUAUGAUCAGAGAUGCUUUCGAUGUGGAAAAAGAUGCCCCUUUUCGUUUCGGACUGAUCGGGCUGCAUCCUUGCGGUGAUCUGGCAACCUACCUCAUAAAAUUGUUCCUCUCGUGUCCGGAAGCAAAAUUCAUCAAAGUUGUUUGCUGCUGUUACAUGAAACUCACCACAAAAGACAAACAUUGCCGAGAUUAUGGGUUUCCGCUGAGCGCAUUCAGCAACAGCAUUGGGCUCGAACUGAGCUACGAAGCACGAGAGAUAGCAUGCCAUGCGAUCGAGCAGUAUCGCCUGAAACUGGACACGGAUUACGAAGCGCUGAAAGUGCACGCUUUCCGGGCGGCACUUGAGAACAUCAUCGUUCGCACGCAUCCCGAACUGAAACAUUCCGGGUUGAAAAGUACGAAAGUUCACAACAUGAGCUUCCAACAAUACUGUGCCAGAGCAAUCAUGGGACUGGGAAUCGAACUACCUCAGGGGGAGAUGGAAGCGGAGGAAACCUACAGGAAUUUGUCACUCUGGGAACGAGUGGUGAAGUUUUACACACUCAGACUGAUGUUUGCUCCGUUAAUUGAAUCGAUUAUUCUCUACGAUCGAAGACUUUUUCUGCUGGAACAAGGAGUUUCUAGCGAAAUCGACGUUAUCUUCGAAGCCACAAGUUCCCCACGAAACCACGCCUUAACAGGUUGUAAAUCAAUCAACUGAACAGCAGGAGAGCGAAAUAAAACAAAAUGUUUUUAGCUAUUCAGAAACUAAACAUAUUCGUCGUUGAACAGAUGACAAUUUUUCUAAUGUUCCACUCAUCAACUUCUUGAAUGACAAUUACGUUCCUGAGUAACUUUGCCGUCCCAGCGUAGACUGCUACUUGCGUCAUUUAUAUUAGUACCGUAAUGCUCUCCUAUUCCAAUCAGUGCCUAAUUCCGUUCACUUGACAUAAAAUACUGUAUUUAACACUAGCUAGCUGAUUUCUUCUGAUAAAUUAUGUUUGUGUAUACUUGCAAAACUAUAACUAUUCGAACAAUUAGCAAAUAAGUACAAUUGAGUCGUUUGCUUGAGAAACCCUAUAAACGCCACUUUUAUCAAAAUAGACUUUUUGGAGUUUUUGAUUUCUACAUAUACUUUUAUCAGAAAAUUUCAGAAAAAGAUAGUUCUACGAACCCCUUUAAAUCGGGGUUGCAAGUAUUUGUUUGUUUGACAAACUCCAUAGGUCCAUGUUUCUAGUUAUCACCAUGGGGGUCUUCGUAGCUGUCCUCCGCUGUCCGGUGGUCUAACUGAAUGGAAGAACAGAAGGGGAAUACUCUUACGCCUAAAUGGCUACGAUGUAAUGUACCCUAUGCAAUGGUAUAGAAGGGAAACUCUUAAGCCUAAAACGGCUACUGUGUAAUGUGCUAUUUAUAGAUACGACAAACCAUGUGACAUGUACACGAUUUAAAUCCGGCUCUGUUACAGCUAAAAUGCUAAUGAGCCUAAAUAAAUAAACAAAUGAGAUGAAAAAAAUAUCACCACGGACAACGCUGCGAUAGAUAUACGAUUUCCUUCAUCGUUUACGUCCGAGCCGUAAGAAUAAUGCGCUACUCAAUUUAACAGGAAUUAAGACCCGGAAACGGAAAGUAGGAGCCGAUUGCACUCGCACAUAGGUUUGCUUGAUUGAAAAUACAAGCGGGCAAGACUGAUACUUGCAAAACUUGAUCGAUAUCGAACGUUAUCGGAAGAGAAAUAUCUCGGAUGGAUUAGGUAAACCAUACAGGAAAUACUUUUGGGUAAAACGUUCCGACAUUACUCCAACGAUUUGAGAGGGGAAUCAUCUCCCGGAAACCCCAAGCUAAGAACUGUAAUUUACCUUGUUAGAAAACACAUUUCGUCGUUCCUGUUAAAGUAUUCCACUACACCACCGUAGAGAAAACUACGAGAAAACAACUACACUGAAUUCUUUUUUUCAAUUCAAUCAGUUUCCUCACUCGAAAGACUCCAACGACAUGGCGGUAGAUUAAAGUAACAUACGUGACGCCAACAGCAGUACUUAUUGGCUUCUGAAAUCGAAACCAGGUCAAUGGAGUCUCCCAGCAAAUCCUGAAUAACCAGAUGGAAAAAAUCCGAUCAAAAUAAAGAAAAUCGAGGACAUCAGGAAGUUGAAAGAAACCCUGGAUGAACAUAGCCUAAUCCAAUGCAAGUAACAAGGUUCAUUAUAUGAAUUGUCCAAUAAAACAAUUUGAAGUUUGCCUGCCAAUAAAAUUUAAUUCAUUUAAUGAAUAUACAUUAUUCACAUGCUCCAUAACACUUUUUUAGCAGCUGCCAAAAAAACUAUUUCAAGUAGUACUUGACUGUUAAAUCUGGCAAUAGGGUAAUAGCUGACGAAAUCUGACAAAAGCGCAGAUAGUAAGCGCGUCGGUUCCGAGCCGAAGGUUGGGAGGUUCGAAACCCGCCACUGUCUGACAUAUUUUUCGAGUUGAAAAUUCGUUCGACAGCCCUUGAGCAAAAGCAUAUCUUUGUGCUUGCCGCACAAUGCCUGAUUGGAUACUGGAAAGGCAUAGUUAGCAAUAAAGAACUGUGAAAGAGGCCCUUCCCUAUUCCCCUCCCUCCUUCAAUGCAGAGCAUAACUUAUAACCCAUUGUAACUCGGUAUGACUAUUAAAACUGAAUGAAGUUGAAGAAAAAAUAUUUUCUGGAGUUUUUUCAUUGAAAUAUAUAUUUUUCUUUGCAUAAAUACCAAUAACGCACAAUAACGCAAUACACAAUAGCAAUAUUACAGAAACGCACACAGUUUGUUAGUACACGAGUUACGAUUUUUCGAAUGAGUAUAGGAGUGUUAAAAAUGCGAUACCUGAUUGUAAAUGAGCCAACGCGUUUUCUAUAAUUCCGUUAAUCAGUGUUCCUAAUUCCAAUAAUCAUAUUGUAGUUAUAAAGUUAUAAACAGUAGAUUAGACAAUGUUUAAUUAUGUUGUAAGCAAGUUAGAUGAGUUGAAAUCAAUAAUCGGAUGAAUUACAGUAAUAAUAGGUCGCUUAUUUAUUGACAGCACAGCUUGUGAAGAAGAUGCUUCAUCCGGUUUGGCAAUAAGAUCUGAGCAAUGAACAGCAUCAGAAUCUAAUGGAUACAAUACACAUCGCCGGAAACCAUUGAUCAAUGCCGAUUGUAGGUUAGCCACAGCUUGUCCUAAAAUAGGUGUAAUUUAUUUCCUCGGAAGUUUUUGCAUUUUCUACGGUUUCGGAUACACAUGAUGCAUCCUUCAAUUGAUAUUUUAUACGAUUGUAAUUUGAUACGAAUUUAUAUGCGACCUAGCAUGUGCAAAAGCUAUACGAUUUAAUGUUUGCUGGGUGAUAACUAUGAUGCCCAGCAAUCAUUAAAUCGUAUAACUUUGCACAUGAUAAGUCA